GAUAUUAUCUAUGUUUUAUAACCCUAUGUGUCCAACUUUAUAGGAAUGUGUUGGAAGGAAAUUUGAUAGUGCGACAAUGUCUUAACAAUUUAAUAAUAUAGCCUCAAAAUGAAUCAACAUUUGCCCGACAGUUAUUUUAAACAUUUUACAAAUUUGUUUGCUUGAUUGAUUUAUUAGUUAAAAGUUUAGAAUGCAGCUGUUAAGCGCCCUCUACUCAGAUAAUGUUUGGCAUUCUGUUGUACCAACUUUCAGUAGAUUAGAUUUUAAGUUGAUUCACGAUUGUUGUUCUUGUUGUUGUUGGUGUUACUGUUUGUAUUGACUUCUGAAGAUUGUAAACAAAUGAUGACCGUCAAGUGCAAGCGUAGGUAGUCGUGGCUGUUAUGGCGUAGUUAACAAUUUUAUGUCAGUUGUACAAAAAUCCACAGUCAGAUUUAUUCCCGAACCUAGGUAACAUGUGACCUGCGGCAAUGGAGGCAGUGGUGAAGUACGCGCGCGUGUACGCGUACGUGAUUGAAGAUUUCCUCAAGAUCCCGCUGACGAGCUUGACGACCGCGGAGGAAGUAUGCGUGAAGCUUGCGAAGGAACUGGGGAUCGGCCCCCGGGCCAGACACCUCUUCUCCCUGCGGCUGCGCGGUGGCAAGAACGUGUGGUUCAGUCCCGGCAGCAGGCUCUCGGAGGCGCGUCCGGACAGCGAGUACGAGUUCCGGCUGCGUUUCAAGGUGCCCGACUCGGAGACACUCAAGAGGACUGACAUCAAGGCCUACGACUACUACUUCCACCAGGUUCGGAGCGACCUGGUGAACAACAAGAUCCCGGACAUCAGCUACGAGCGCUACAAGUCGGAGCUGGUGGGGCUCGGGGUGGCGGACAUGUACCGCGUGAUGCUGGAGAAGGGGCUGGACCGACAGGCGGUGGAGAGCAACUACAAAAAGUACAUCCCCAAGGAGGUGAUCAAGCACCACCUGUUCUUCGUGAAGAAGCCCAUCCACGAGACGCUGGGCAAGAUCAGGAAGGACGGCCGGCACGACGCGUGGUAUGUCAAGGCCGUGUACCUGAAGCAGUUUGAGGACAUGGCCGCCAACUACCCCAGCGAGGAGUUCAGGGCACUCAUGGACGAGGCGGGCGCCGUGAAGAGCAUCUGGCUGAGGGUCGCGCCCUUUCACGAGGCCCAGCCCGGGGUGGCGUAUCGCUACGGCGAGAAGAAGGAGUGGUUGCACCUCUGCAGCAUUGAGGACCUGUGCUUCAUCUCGGUGCGCAACGACAGCACGGUGGAGAUCUCCCGCAAGAACGGCAUCCCCUCCUACCUCAUCUUCUCCUCCAUCCCGGAGAUGUUCACCUUCGUCAACCUGUUGGACGGAUACUACCGCCUCAUGGUGAAGUGGACCUUCAACCUGUGCAAAGACGUGUCCACUCCGUCCUUGCAGCAGCUGCACUCCUGGAAGUGCCACGGCCCCAUCGGGGGUGAGUUCUCAUAUGCCAAGCUGGAGGAGAAGCGGGGCAACCAGCCGGGCUGCUACAUCCUGCGUGAGAGCGAGACCAAGUACGAUGUCUACUACCUCGACGUCUGCACCAGCUCCAGCGCCAAGCCUACCUCACAUCGCAUCGACCGGCUGGAGGACGGGCAGUACCUGUUCUGUGCGGACAACAAGAAGUAUGACACCCUGCCCCGGCUGGUCCUCGCCUACAAGACGCCCCACGGGGAGCUGCAAGAGUGCCUUCCGCCCUCCGAGUACGACAAGUCCCCUCUCCUGCUGUGUGCUGCCGACUCUGAGACGGUAAAGGAUACGUUGGAGAGUGUGGUGUCGGGCCUACAGUCUGCCCAGCCCGUCUGCAUCGACGUGCAGGAUCUCCAAGUGUACAAGAGCCAGAAGAAGGAGGGCAAGGAAGGCAUCACGGUGGUGUACCGAAGCGUGUGGAAGGUGUCCAAAGGGAAGAAGGUGGAAGUGGCGAUGAAGAUUCUGAAGCAGGAAAAUCGAGACAAGUACCUGAAAGAGUUCCUGGAGCUGGCGGGGCGGUGGGCCUUCCUGCAGUCCAACUCGAUCGUGAAGCUGUUCGGGGUGACGCUGGCCAGCCCCUUCGCCAUGGUGAUGGAGUACCUGCAGCUGGGGCCGCUGGACCGCUACCUGGCCGAGCACAAGCCGGACCUGAAGCCCGUGGACCUGGUGGAGGCGGCCGGCUACCUGGCGACCGCGCUCUGGCACCUCGAGGACCGUGGCAUAGUGCACGGCAACAUCCGGUGCCACAAACUCCUCGUAGCCAACCACAGUGAGAACACCUUCCUGGUGCGGCUGGCUGACCCGGGCUUUCACACCUAUACCACCAGCGACAUCCACUGGAUCCCAGUGGAGUGCUACCACAACUUCGCAGUGGCCCGCGCGUCUACGGCAGCGGACGUCUGGUCGUUUGGAACCACGCUGUGGGAGAUAUUCACCUUUGGCAGCGUGCCCAUCGACAUUGGCAGUGUGGAGGCCGUCAAGAAGUUCUACCUGAGCAACAAGAAGCUGGGGCAGCCGUCCGACUGCCCGCCCAACAUGUAUCGGCUGAUGCUGGAGUGCUGGGACCUGGACGUGUACCGUCGCAAGAAGCCCCAGGCCAUCAUGCGGGAUGUGAACCAGAUCCUCUACCAAGUGUUUAACUCCAGGCGCACCCACACGUACGCUACGGCUCUGCCAAAGCUCUUCAACCGCACCAGCGAUAGCAGUUCCAAGUUGAGCCUCUUCUCUGGAGUCACUGAGGAAACGUACAUCGGAGACUCCAAGUCGGAUCUGAUAUCGCUCGGUUGCAACGAAGACUCUGACAUUGCCAACAUCAACGGCCUAUCCUCGCCCGCAAACAGCACGGAGGGGGCUUGGCUUCUGGGCAACUUUCAGUCGUCGUCGCCCUUAGAGGACUUUGCCACGCCGGACUUCUCCACCAUGUUCUCCACAUUCACGUUCCCGAUAGUGAACACAUCGGUGGACAGCAUCACCUCCAUGCAGGGCAUCUUCGAGUUGGACUCCAACUGCAACGUGGUGCUGCAAGGCCGCAUCGGACAGGGGUUCUACGGAGAGGUGUUCCGUGGCACAAUGGAGCGGGACGACUGCGAGCCCCAGCUUGUGGCCGUCAAGAAGCUGAAAGGAGACGCCAUGGGCGCUGUUCUCCAGGACUUUGAGAGGGAGAUCUCCAUCAUGAAGGCCCUGAAGCACGAGAACAUCGUGGAGAUCAAGGGCGUGAUCCUGGAGCCGGAGAUCAGCCUGGUGAUGGAGUACGUGCAGCAUGGCUCGCUGCAGAGCUUCCUCAAGAUACACAAGGAGUCGCUCACCAAGCGACAGCUGCUCAAGUUCGCCCUUGACGUGGCGAAGGGAAUGGAAUACCUGGGCCGCAAGAACAUUGUUCAUCGAGACUUGGCAGCCCGCAAUAUUCUAGUCGCCAACGAGAACCACGUGAAAAUAUCGGACUUUGGCCUGGCGCAGGUGAUGGAAAAGAAUGAUUAUUACAUUCUGAAGACCAGCCGGGACUUGCCUAUCAAGUGGUAUGCCCCGGAGAGCCUGCGGGACGGCAAGUUCUCCCCGCGCUCGGACGUGUGGUCGUACGGCGUGACGCUGUUCGAGAUGUUCUCCCGGGGCGAGGACCCGCAGCUCGGGGGCUGCGAGCAGGACCAGCAGCAGCUCCUGGCUGCCCUGGAGGGGGGUAUCCGGCUCCCCUGCCCGCCGCUCUGCCCCCAGACUGUCUACGUGCAGCUCAUGACCCCCUGCUGGCAGGCAGACACCCACGCGCGCCCCUCCUUCCCGGAGAUCUGCGCCAUCGUCCAGGACAUGCAGGCCAACUUGUGCUGAGUAUGUCAGUGUGCAUCUGCAUUACGGUGCUUAGCAACAACUUGCGUCUUGGAAACAUAAGCGAGCCUACAAAAGAAAUGAGACUUUUUGACAUGCUCUGCUCAAGAAUGCUCAAGUUGACAUGAUGGCUUAUCCUAUUUUUAAUGGGUCACCCAGCUGUUAAGAAAUGCAUUGCAAAACAUGUUAUCUGGCAGCAUCUUUUAACCAUAAGAUUUUGGGUGUUCUAUUCUGGGAAAUGUGUUAUUUUGUUGUGUUCCUGUUAUAUUCCUGGUUGUCCAGAGGAAUUUUGGAAGGUACAGUAUUGUGCUUAAAUUUGUGUAUAUUUGCCCCCCAGUAAUUUGAAUUAUGUAUUGUAUAUUUAACUAUUCUUUGCUGUCUGAUGUUUUUUCUGUAAUGUUAAAGAAUAUGAGAGCUGAAUGUUGAAUAUUUAAGAUAAGAUCUGGGGGAUUAACAGUUCGAGAACUUGAAAUAUUUAGUGACACCAGAGUUAAUGGUAACUGUAUGACAUUUAGGACUUGCUGUAAAUGUGAAGGAUAUUGCAGUAGACUAUUCAUAUACUGUGCUAAAUUUUAUCAUUUUGCAUUUGCUCUGCAUGCAUUCUGUUGUGUGUAUAUGACACUGAAAUUUUUAUCUUGAUGGUUUUGUUAUUUCUGUGUUUGUGACCCAAGUCAAGUAAGAUUCUGUCAUAUUUAUUUUUGAUGGAAUGGGAUCCUUAUUGGGGGGAGGGGGGAGGGGGUUGACAGCUACCUUCUUGUCCCAGGUGCCAAAUGUGAUUUCUAUAAAAUUAGUACACCAAUAAUUUACCCUCUAAACUAAGUGGCAUACUGACAGUUAAAUACAGGAACUUCUCUUAUAAGGAAAAAAUGGACAUGUGUCGUAUGAACAAAGCAUGCCUCCAUCCAAGGUGCAUGUCGCCUCUUGGAAUUUGACGCAAAGGCGAAAGCAUUCUGUUGAAGUCCUUUGUGAGAGUGGGUACUUACUUCAUAUGUGGUGUGGUUGUGGCAUAGAAUGUCCUUUGGUGUAAGUGACUCUAGGAACAGGUGGGGGGGGGGGGGGGGGGGUAACAUUUGCUUACGAGAUGAAGAAAAGCAGGGAAAUAAGGCCAUUUUGGAUUUAUUGUGGGUGCUAGGAACUGUAGCGCUUCAAAAAGAAGGGUACACUGUAAAUAUUUUCUGCUGUUGCACAAAUUGAGGCUUGAAAUCAGAGGUAUCUAACAAGAUGAGCAGAUAUUUUAGACAGAGGCGACAACUGCAAUUCAUUAGUGAAGACUGAAGGGGAAGGAAAGAGGCUGUCAAAUCAUUAAACUACUGCCAAAAGUUCAGAACAUGGAUUCGCAUAACAUGUGACAAACAUGAAUUGCAUGUAGAAAUAACAGGCAGAGUGUACACAACUGCAACACACACCUGAAAUAUCAAAUUAUUCAAUACUAAUAUGAAAUUUUUUUCAAAAUAAAUUUUUAGAAUACAGUAAAACUUUAUUUUUAAAUUUUCACAGGUUGCAAAAUACAGCAAAUGAAAAAGAUAUAAAUGGUAUAAUAAUAGUUUGGUGUAAAAUGCAACAAAAUAAAUAGAACUGGCAAUGCUUUUUUCUUAAACCAGUAAUGUUUUCAAUUUAAUUUUUUGUUGUUGUUGAUUCAGUUGAUUAUAAACCUUAAUUUUUUUUUUUUUUUUUAUAAUUUUUAAUUGUGAUCACAAAUUAUUUGUUACAUAUAUACAUGCAUGAACUAGUAUGUUGCAGAAACAUACAAAUUUAUGAAUAAAUCUUCUUAACUUCGUUAACCUAUUUUCAUUAAAAUUUUUGUGUAUGAGUUCCACUAUUUCCACAAUUCAUGAAUAUCUAACAUGUCUGUUCUGGGUUUCACUAAGUGCAGAGGUAUCCCACAUGACAGUUAGUAAUUAAAUUGGUAUUAUAAUUUUUCAGGACAUUAAAUGUUAUGGAAUGUUCUAAAACAAUCAUCAUUUUCCCGUUAAUUAAUUUUAUGACUAGUGAGAUUGUUGCAAAACACAUUCUCCCAGUAAGGUAGUUAGUGAGUCUGAUGAACAAACGUACAUAAUAUAUUUUCCUGCAAUUUUUAUUUUUAUACAAAUAGAACAUAUGUAACUUUUUUAAUGAUAGCUAAUUAUGAUGAAAACAAACAAUGGAGUUUAUUGCUUAGCUCAGAAUAAAUAACUGAAGAUGUGGUCAGUAACUUUCAAAGUAAAGGGAAAAUAAGGAAGAGGCAAUUAUACCAACUAUAACUGUGCAGUAAAUGUGAUUUUGAGAGAUUUAUAUGUUUUUUAUAUUAAAUAUCCUCAAUAAUUGUAUGUUGAAAAUUUUUGUAUAUUUUUUUAGUACAUACAAUUGAUUUGUUCAGGUAAAUAAUAAAUAUUUAGCUAUGAAGAAAUGGACAGGAAUGGAGUGUGAUUACUGCAAAUGUGGCUGGCUAUAACCCGCAUUGAUAAGACUUGCUGUGUGUUGUUCAACCAUGUUGCAGCACGUCAGUCUUUGAGAAAGUUAAGUCUUUCUUUGUUGGUAAUCUCGCACCGUCACGCACACACACACACACGCUUGUGGCAAACACCAACUGCCUAGCCGCUGACAACUGUGAUUAUGUACUACCUAAUUUUGUUUGGCCAGCAUGAGUUGUGAGAUUGGAUAGAAGCAUAUACUACAGAAAUGAGAAUAUAUGGAUUUGUAAAUAUUUGCCUUGUUCUCAUGGUGAAUACUGAAUUUUUCUGUUGAUGACGAUGAGAAAAUUGGUCCUAGAAUUUUUUUUAUUAGAAUUUUUAUAGAUAUUUUGAAUCACAAUUUAGUGAUUUUUUGUUUUAUAGAUAUUUUUCAAAGUCGACAACUUAUCUGUGGGCUGAAAAAAAAAAAAAAAAGGGGGCUUUUGCCUUUCAGCAAAUGUUCAUUGCUGUCAUUUUCUCAUAAAAAAGAGAAUCGUGAUGAAAAGGUUAAGGACCUUCUAAGGGAAUGUUUUAUGCUAUGUGCUGUAAAUGGCACGGCACCUUGCUCAUGGAUGCUUAUGAAAGCCUUCAUGCACAGCGGUAUGUGCCUUGAAUAGCACUUUGCAGUUGAUGGCAGCCAUUGUCUCCAUGGUACUUAUUCAUUUAGAAUCUUAGUACGGUGUCGUGCCAUCCAAUGUUUCAAAUGUGGAUAUGUUCAGACAUGUAACUGUGUUUGCUGUCUAUCGGAUGAAAGCCUUCAUUGACAUUAACUGCAUUAGUGGAUAAUCUGUUGUGUUUAAAUAUUUGAUAUUUUUUCUCUCUUUAUGUAUUGUGUCAAGUGUUGUUCAACAACACUUGCUGUAACAGUUAGCUUUUAGGUGAUCUUAAACGUGAGUUUCCUUGGGGUGUUCUCAUUUUCCUCACCCUUUGUUCCUUUGCUCCCUGUUACUGCUAUUCAUCUUCUCUUGCAGUCAAAACUUAUGAAAUGAUGGUCACCACCCUUAGAUGCAAAUUCACAAGCUGGUUGCUCAGAUGUGCAUGCUAUAGACAGCACAGUGCACAUACUUUGAAAGGGACCUUAAGGUGAUUUUUAACCUGGUUAAUUCAGCACAAUGGCUCCAGUUGGCAAAAAUACUCCGUUGCUAGUCUUCAUCUAAAUCAUCCACUUCUAGUGCUAGCCUUCUAGGCCAGCCAAGUAAAAUGAUGCCAUCCAUUUCCUCUUGCUGGAACUCUUAAGCAUGUGCACUGGUAUCUGCCAGGGGAAUGGGCGUGGUUGGUAAGUUCAGCUCAAAGUCACAGUCUCUUUUCGCCGAUGAUGAACAAUCAUGUCUCUCAUCAUGUUCAGUUUUAAAUCGUUUCAUGUUUUCCGUCACGUGAUUGUGUAUGCUGUUCAGCGUUUUACUCAUACUGUUUAUGGUGUGAAUUUUUAUAAAAAAAAACAAAUUGUACCUGUUGUUGCAGAUGUGAGCUUAGUGCAUACAAGGAAUUCCUUUGUUGAAUUUUUUUUCCUAGUUAUUGCUGCUGCACACUUGGACAACUAACAUAACCUAGUUGUAGCACUUGGGCAUGCAAGGACAGACAAGGAGACUGUCUGCCACACAAGAUUCUUUUCAACAUCGAUAAUCAUCCAUCCUGUUGUUGAUGCCUUUGAACAAGUUUAAUACAAAUGUUUGCCUUUCUUGCUACACUGUGACAAAUUUUUGCCCAACAUAUUUUUGACUGUACAAAAAAUAUUUGUAAAUGUGUAUCUAUCUUAUUGAAUAAAAGAUUUUUGUUAUAUACCA
Messenger RNA from Bacillus rossius redtenbacheri, 8025 nucleotides. It is a transcript of the gene hop, whose product is annotated as tyrosine-protein kinase hopscotch. NCBI's taxonomy places the organism in Eukaryota, Metazoa, Arthropoda, Insecta, Phasmatodea, Bacillidae. Gene Ontology annotation, molecular function: ATP binding; non-membrane spanning protein tyrosine kinase activity; cytokine receptor binding. Bases 468 to 3815 code for a protein of 1115 amino acids. Gene Ontology annotation, biological process: cytokine-mediated signaling pathway; intracellular signal transduction; protein phosphorylation. The transcript is spliced from 19 exons. The record is from RefSeq and is a predicted model, not a curated record. Gene Ontology annotation, cellular component: cytosol; cytoskeleton; membrane.